AUGAAAGAUAGUAAAUUUUAGUAUCUAAAUCAAUAUGACAUCUUAGGCAAUACAAUUUUAAUAACUACAGUAAAAUUGUAUGGGUUCCACAAGAAAUAUGAUGAAUUAUUGAAGGAAUUAUUAAAAAUGAAUCCAGACCCUUUUAUUAAAAAUAAACUAACAGGAUGGUCAGCAAUGGAUGAAUCUCUUUCUUAAAGAUCAAUAUAUGCAACAGCCCUAUUAUUCUAGCAAUGCUACAGAAAUAAAAGAAAUGAGUUUUUAAACUAAUUUCAUGAAUUAUCAACUGUAUUACAAUAGGUUCCCAAUUUUCAAUUAGAUAUGAAUUGGAAUUUUGACAGUCCUUUACCUUUUAUCAAAUUAUUAGCUCCUAAUGAUACCAUUAAAUUAUACAAAUAUAAAUAAUAAUUAAGAUUAGAUAGUACACUUGUAGGUUUCUCUAAAUUACAAUGCAAACGGAGAAACAUGUCUCUGUUGUUUAGACAAAAUAAAUUAUUUUAAAUUAAUAGAUCCAAUCAAUUUUACACAGAUCCAUUAGAAGAAUUAGAUACAGAAGAGAAAAAAUUAAUUAUUUAUGAUAUUUUACACAGUGAACCAGUGAGUGGAGCAUUGGAUAUAACAAGUUGCACAAUUAAACAAUGUGUAGAUUGGAGGGGCAGAAAGAUAAUUGAAUAAGUAGGAUAAUAUUCUUGUGAAAAAUUUGAUUUAAAGAUUACAUAUAAAAGUUCAUAUUUGAAGAAAAGUAAUGAUACUCAAAUCAAAUUCGCAGUUGAGAGAGAGCUUUACGAAGAAUGGAUAUUAAAUGACGUCUUGCCUAAUACAGAUCUACUAUAAAAUUAGAAACCUAAAGAAUAGAAUGAAACUAGGACAAUAUCCCUAUGGAUUUGCAAGAAUCACUCACUCCAAUUUAAGGACUUUGCCAAUAUUGUGUCUCUAUUGGCGAAAGGUAAUCAUUUAAUGGAAAAGUUGAAUGGGUUGUUUCAAAGGCCAGAGAUGCAGGAGAUUAUUGAAUUAAACGGAUUUCCAAUUAAAGUGCAGAUUCCUUUCCAAUUUUCAAUCCAUGCCACGAUUUAAUGCUGCAAUUUUGUGUCUCUUGAAAAUGCAGAUGAGUUAUUUACUAUUCCGAAUAUUAAAUAUAUGCCUAGAAAGGAAGCAUAAAAAAUACUUCAGACUAAAAAAAAAAGAUUAUUGUUGGCGAAUCUAUAUUUGUGA
This is a messenger RNA of Paramecium tetraurelia, 1209 nucleotides long. RefSeq lists its product as uncharacterized. Lineage: Eukaryota; Ciliophora; Oligohymenophorea; Peniculida; Parameciidae. The record is from RefSeq and is a predicted model, not a curated record. The transcript is spliced from 3 exons. Gene Ontology annotation, cellular component: cytoplasm.